This is a messenger RNA of Drosophila eugracilis, 1458 nucleotides long. RefSeq names its product cyclin-dependent kinase 9 (gene Cdk9). The transcript is spliced from 4 exons. NCBI's taxonomy places the organism in Eukaryota, Metazoa, Arthropoda, Insecta, Diptera, Drosophilidae. Gene Ontology annotation, biological process: protein phosphorylation. Bases 105 to 1319 code for a protein of 404 amino acids. Gene Ontology annotation, cellular component: nucleus. The record is from RefSeq and is a predicted model, not a curated record. Gene Ontology annotation, molecular function: ATP binding; cyclin-dependent protein serine/threonine kinase activity.
CAGCUGUAACAACACCAAUUGUUGCUGAUUUCUUCUCAUUUUGUCUGUCGGCUUGUUUCGGAUCUGGAAUUUCGAAUUUUGUAUUUAUAGAGUGAUUUUACACUAUGGCUCACAUGUCUCACAUGCUCCAGCAGCCAUCGACGUCAACGCCAUCCAACGUGGGCUCCAGCUCAUCGCGCACGAUGUCGUUGAUGGAGAAACAAAAGUACAUCGAGGAUUACGACUUUCCAUACUGCGACGAGAGCAAUAAAUACGAAAAGGUGGCGAAAAUUGGCCAGGGCACAUUCGGUGAGGUUUUCAAGGCUCGUGAGAAGAAGGGAAACAAAAAGUUUGUGGCCAUGAAGAAGGUGCUGAUGGACAACGAAAAGGAGGGCUUUCCUAUCACGGCGCUUCGAGAAAUCCGCAUCCUGCAGCUGUUGAAACACGAGAACGUGGUAAAUCUGAUCGAGAUCUGCCGCACUAAGGCCACCGCCACAAAUGGUUACAGAUCCACAUUUUAUUUGGUCUUUGAUUUCUGUGAGCACGAUUUGGCCGGCCUUCUAUCCAACAUGAAUGUGAAAUUCAGUCUUGGUGAAAUCAAAAAGGUUAUGCAGCAGCUGCUUAAUGGAUUGUACUACAUCCACAGCAACAAGAUCCUGCAUCGAGACAUGAAGGCUGCCAAUGUGCUGAUAACUAAGCAUGGUAUUCUCAAACUGGCGGAUUUUGGCUUGGCCCGUGCCUUUAGCAUUCCAAAGAAUGAGAUCAAGAACCGGUAUACCAAUCGCGUGGUGACUCUCUGGUACCGACCUCCAGAGCUACUGCUCGGCGACCGGAAUUACGGUCCGCCUGUGGACAUGUGGGGAGCCGGCUGCAUUAUGGCAGAGAUGUGGACCCGCUCGCCCAUUAUGCAAGGAAACACAGAGCAGCAGCAGCUGACUUUCAUCUCGCAGCUGUGCGGUUCAUUUACGCCGGACGUGUGGCCUGGAGUGGAGGAGUUGGAACUGUAUAAAUCCAUUGAGCUACCGAAGAACCAGAAGCGUCGCGUCAAGGAACGACUGCGUCCAUAUGUCAAGGAUCCCACCGGCUGUGAUCUGCUAGACAAGCUGCUUACUCUAGACCCAAAGAAACGCAUCGAUGCGGACACAGCUCUCAACCACGACUUCUUUUGGACGGAUCCCAUGCCCAGCGAUUUAAGCAAGAUGUUGUCUCAACACUUGCAGAGCAUGUUCGAGUAUCUGGCGCAGCCACGCCGUAGCAAUCAGAUGCGCAACUAUCACCAGCAAUUGACAACAAUGAACCAGAAGCCCCAGGACAACAGUAUGAUUGACCGGGUCUGGUAGACUGCCAGAGGUGCACGCACCCAUAUAUGUACUAUAAGUUUCUCACUUUCAACUAGUGUAUGUAGGUAUUAGGAUUAUAAAGUGUAUAAUAAAAAUAUUGGCAUUCGCAUUAGCACUUGCCCUAAAAAUCGUUAAAAAA